GUUGUGAUUGUUGUGCGACUUUUAGAAGCUUUCUCGAUUAAAUUGGAUGAUUUGUUCCUUAUUUUGCAAAUUCACGAAGGAAAUGAAUUGUUUUUAUUUCAUCAACUGUUUACGAAAAUGCGUAACAUUUUGAAUAUGUGAUGACUUCGUCUGAAAUUUUAGUAUCUCUCUGUGUUAUUCGAAUCGAAGUUAGUGAUCCCGAUUCGGAAGAAAGUGUUGCGGCGAUGGCUGUAAGGAAAAUGAGAGGCUGUCGAGAGCCAAGGAAUAUUACAAUCGAGAAUUACUCGAGUGCCGAAGAAGGUCCAACGCCUUUGUUGCCCCAGAGCUUAAAUAAAUCACAUUCUACUUCCAGACUCAGUCCAGAGGAUGCUGUCUCUUCAAUUUCACAAAAUCCAGCCCCCGAAGGUGCAGCUUCCUGCAAUGUUCCCGAUCAAAUUAGUUUUUUCUCUGGAAAUCCAUUCGUGGAAGUCACCAAGGGAAUUUUGCAUCUGUUUAAAGAAGAUGAAUUGACUGCUGUGAAAAGUGCAGCGACUCGAAGCAACACAAUCUGUAUGCUCUCAGUUCCAGCGAAUAUGACAUGCCAUGAUCUUCUUCAAUUUACUGCCGCAUGUCAUGAAAAUAUUCAGCAUUUUAGGAUCUUGAGGGACGAUAAUCCUGAUCAGUACAUGGCUUUGAUUACCUUCCGUAAUUCGGCACCUGCAAGUGAAUUCUAUGAAACCUACAAUGGAGCGCCCUACAAUUCUUUAGAACCAGAUGCAGUCUGUCAUCUUGUCUUCGUUUCCAAUGUCGAGGUUGGAGACAAUGGAAUGCCAAUCGCUGGUCACACGGAAUUACCAUCCUGUCCAGUUUGCUUAGAACGAAUGGACGAGAGUGUUGACGGGAUUUUGACGGUUCUCUGUAAUCACACUUUUCACGCUAGUUGCCUAGUAAAAUGGGGCGACACUUCUUGUCCCAUUUGUCGUUAUGCUCAAACUCCAGAGCCAUUGGGCGACAGUAAUUGUAUGGAAUGUGGUGGUACCAAUACCGAAUUAAUUGCUUUGUGUGCUUAUGCGCGUUUCUUCUUAUUCCAGAAAAAAAUAUCAACUUUGAAUAAGGAGAAGCAGACUCUGGAGAAGAAAAUACAGAAUAUAACACACAAGCUUUCACAAUCGCAGUCUGAGCUUUCGGAAGAAAAGGCUUUGCGGAAAUCUCUGCAGCUAAAUCAGACAUCGUGGCAAACGAAACACAAGCAGUUGCAGGAUGAACUGGCGCAGUAUAAAACUGGAAAGGAAUCGGAGUUGACCGAUUUAAAGGAGCAACUGAGGGAUGUCAUGUUUUUCCUUGAAGCUCAAAAACAAAUUGAGAAUUCUGCCGAUCGGGAAGAAAUUGCUGCAGGACGCAUUCUUAUCGGGCCUGAUGCGAAAACUUCGAAAAAUUCGAGUACUCGUAGUUCUAGAAGGCAGUCGAAACGUUGAUGUUACAAUUUCGAAUUCAGAUAUUCAGGUAGAAUUUGUUGUUUUUUUUUUAGUUAUUAUAAAACUGUAAAUAGAAGUAAAACAUUACGCAAUUUUGAUUUAGGGUAUUUUGAAGGUGAACUCGGAUUUUUUAAAAUAAAUAUUGAAGUGUAGCACUACAAAA
Belonocnema kinseyi is the source of this 1617-nucleotide messenger RNA. Its product is annotated as BRCA1-associated protein. The coding region runs from base 141 to 1454 and encodes 437 amino acids. Gene Ontology annotation, molecular function: ubiquitin protein ligase activity; nucleic acid binding. NCBI's taxonomy places the organism in Eukaryota, Metazoa, Arthropoda, Insecta, Hymenoptera, Cynipidae. Gene Ontology annotation, biological process: Ras protein signal transduction; protein ubiquitination. Gene Ontology annotation, cellular component: cytoplasm. The record is from RefSeq and is a predicted model, not a curated record. The transcript has 5 exons.